Messenger RNA from Polyodon spathula (Mississippi paddlefish), 1544 nucleotides. Its product is annotated as transmembrane 4 L6 family member 1-like. The record is from RefSeq and is a predicted model, not a curated record. Gene Ontology annotation, cellular component: membrane. The transcript is spliced from 4 exons. Lineage: Eukaryota; Metazoa; Chordata; Actinopteri; Acipenseriformes; Polyodontidae. The coding region runs from base 184 to 792 and encodes 202 amino acids.
GAACUUUAGAUGUGCUUGCCUAAACAAUUGGCUCAUUGCCCUGGUAACCAGCUCUGUAGUUUGCUGUAUUUAAGGACUCGCUCUCAGAAGAAGCCCCGUGAAGUCCUGAAAGGCUGUUUGGCUGCUAAGCGGUGUGGCUCUGUUUGAUUGUCCAUACACAUAUUUCACUUUCUACUUCCUACCAUGUGUUUUCGGGGAUGUGCAAAGUGUCUUGGUUACUCCUUGAUACCACUGGCAGUGUGCUGCAUUGUUGUCAACAUUUUACUUUAUUUUCCGAAUGGAGAAACUAAGUAUGCUAAUGACAAUAACCUGACUAACUACGUGUGGUUCUUUCAUGGAAUAGUGGGAGCAGGUGUUCUGAUGUUCCUGCCUGCUGCAGUUUUUAUCAGACUGGAGCAUGACAACUGUGCCGGGUGCUGUGGAAGCUUUGCUUGCAGGGAAAGAUGUGCGAUGCUGUCCUCUGUCUUGGUGGCUUUGAUUGGAUUAGCUGGAUCUGGGUACUGCUUUAUCAUUUCUGCUCUGGCUCUGCAGGAAGGCCCAUACUGCAAGACAGCAGCCAAAUGGGAGUACCCUUUUGCAAAUGGAAACGGAGGGUACCUAAAAGACCACGAUUUGUGGACCAGCUGCCUAGAGCCUGCACAUGUGGUGGAGUGGAACGUCAUUCUGUUCUCUAUCCUGUUGGCCCUCAGUGGAGUGCAAGUCAUCAUCUGUGUAGUGCAGAUCAUCAACGGUUUCAUUGGAGGAGUCUGUGGACCCUGCUGCUGUGGGCAGGAGUACAGCAUGAAGGCAUAAAUGUAAAAAUGCAAAGAGACUUAACGUCAAUUGCCACUCUAAUACAGUUCAUAAGACAUUUUGGGGCCGUCCGUAAAAGAUAAAUCCCUAUCACAUGUCCACAGCUGUUGGCAUGGUCCCAGUCCCUUCUGCCAGGAAGGUUCUUCAUGGAUGACUCCCUUUUCCAAGUGAAUUUAUAAUGAAAGAAUUGCUUAUUUUCUUCCAGAAGUAAUGAUAUGUAAAUUCCAGCCACUUAUUGUAAAGUGUGCAGUAUAAUCUCAGAUCUAAGUUCUCUCAUUUAAACAGAGGGCAUGUCUUCUGUGUCUGCUUUUGCAAAAUAUCAGGAGUUAGGGCAGUAGAUAUUAAUUUAUUUUAUACUAAAGGAAUCGUAAGCUUUUGCAUGACGGGUGAGUUGAACUUGUUUAUUGUAAGUUGCAAAGACAAAAGGUGUAUUAAGAAAAUGUUUGCAUGUUAAUAUUUAGUUGGUUUUAAUAUUAAAAUAUAAAAUGUAUUUCCCAAACUAGGUAUUAGUUUAUUGUUAACUUAUUACUUUGUAGGAAACAAGCCAGGCACUGUGCUGUACAUCAGAUACAGAGGUUAUACACUGCCUCAGAAUUGUGUGUCUCAUUGUAGCUUUUUAAAACAAAAUGUUUUUAAAUUGAAAGCACAGUAUCUACACACACUUGAAUAGAUUGUAUUAUUACAGAAACUUGCAUUGCUGUCAACGUUUGUGAUGGAAAGCAUAAUUUUGCAAUAAAAAUGUAAAAAGAUCA